This is a messenger RNA of Hevea brasiliensis (rubber tree), 1095 nucleotides long. Its product is annotated as WAT1-related protein At5g07050-like. Gene Ontology annotation, molecular function: transmembrane transporter activity. Lineage: Eukaryota; Viridiplantae; Streptophyta; Magnoliopsida; Malpighiales; Euphorbiaceae. Bases 1 to 1095 code for a protein of 364 amino acids. Gene Ontology annotation, cellular component: plasma membrane. The record is from RefSeq and is a predicted model, not a curated record. The transcript has 8 exons.
AUGGGGUCGGAAAUGGAAGAGAGUAAAGAGUUUGUCGGAGAAAAAAAUUGGAAAAAGACAAUCUUUGGAAGGCUGAAGCCUUACCUCCUUUGUGUAUUUUGUUCUUUCUGUUAUGCAGCGUUCAACAUAAUCUCUAUGGUUUGCUUAGACAAAGGCAUGAGUCGUUAUGUUCUUGUGGCCUAUGGCUAUGUUUUUGGAACUGUAGCUACAGCUUUUCUAGCACUACUACUUGAAAGGAAAAUUGAGAACAAAAUCAGUUUACCAGCCUGCAUAGAUAUCUUGUUAUUGGGUCUUCUAGGAACUUCAGGGAGAAUAGUUUUCUACGCUGGAAUGGAAUACACUUCACCAGCCUUUGCAUCUGCCAUGAACAACUUGGUUCCAUCAAUUACCUUUAUUUUAGCAAUUUUCUUCAGGAUGGAAAAAUUGAACUUAUUGAAGCUCAGUGGCCAAGCAAAGAUUGCAGGAACUAUAAUUGCAUUUGGUGGUGCCACACUCAUGACCCUAUACAAGGGUAUUACUGUGGUUUCCCUGCACGCUUCUCACACUCAUGCUGCAUCAAAAAUACUCAUAUAUAGGAACUUGAUAAAAGGCUCUCUCUUGCUUCUUUUUUCAGACCUUUUAGCAGCAGCAUUCUACAUUGUACAGGCAACUGCAGUUAAAAAAUAUCCGGCUCCUAUGACUCUUACCACAUUAUCAGGCCUAUCAGGCACUAUAAUGGCAAUAAUUGCAGCUGCAGUUCCAGACCACAGAGCUUCAUCUUGGAGAUUAUCAUUGAAUAUUACUCUUAUUGCUCCUCUCUAUAUUGGCAUUGUCAUCUUUGGGAUUACAACUUAUAUUCAAACUAUAGUUGUGCGGACAAAUGGUCCAGUUUUCGUGACAGCAUUUAGACCACUGAUAACAGUGAUUGUAGCUAUCAUGGGACCUUUUAUUUUAGGCGAGGCAUUGCACUUGGGAGGGAUAAUAGGAGCUACAAUGAUAAUUCUUGGCUUGUAUGUAACUCUGUGGGGUAAGGAAGAAGAGAAACAGAGCAGCAGUCAUCAGUUGGAGACUCCAGUUAUUUGUGAUCAAGAAAUUGAGAUUAGAUCACAAAAGUAA